Mytilus trossulus (common blue mussel) is the source of this 1896-nucleotide messenger RNA. RefSeq lists its product as uncharacterized. NCBI's taxonomy places the organism in Eukaryota, Metazoa, Mollusca, Bivalvia, Mytilida, Mytilidae. The transcript has 2 exons. The coding region runs from base 1 to 1896 and encodes 631 amino acids. Gene Ontology annotation, biological process: protein monoubiquitination. The record is from RefSeq and is a predicted model, not a curated record. Gene Ontology annotation, molecular function: zinc ion binding; ubiquitin protein ligase activity.
AUGGACUCAGAUAAUGCAGAUAUUGAUACUGUAUACAACGAUAUGGUGACUAUUUUACAUGCUGCCGCUGAUAAAACAGUCCCGAAGUGUGAAUUUAAUCCUUUUACUAAACCGUAUUGGACAUCUGGUGUUAAGAUUGCCCACGAGAAGGAACGAUCAUUACGAAAAGCCUGGGUUAUUAAUGGUCGUCCUAGAGAAAUCCGAAUGGCCGCUAACACCAAUAUAUGUGGCAUAUGUUCACUUCGAAAGAUAACAAACACAUCUAACCAUUGGUGCCCGCAAUGUGAAGAAGCUCUUUGUGAUGAGUGCAGAGAUCAUCAUAAAUUACUAAAAGUCACACAAAGUCAUAAACCUAUACCAAUUUUGGAUUACAAGUCAAUUCCGUCAUUUAUAUCUGACAUACAGCAAUCGUGUAUCUAUCACAAUGAACAAUACCAACAAUACUGCCUUGAACAUGCGUUACCUAUUUGUUACAAAUGUAUCACUGACCAUCGUAAAUGUAACGUCACUACUCUUGAGAAAGUCAUCGAUAAUGUCAAGACAUCUGAACAGUUUCUAGAUUUGGAGGCAAGGCUUAACGACUUAUUAAAAAACAUCGAUAAAAUUAAAAAGGACCGAAAUGCUAAUGUGAGUAGCAUUGAAGAAACAAAAACGCGAAUUGUUAAAGAAAUUCAACAGAAAAAAGCGGAAAUAAAUAAACUCUUAGACAAUCUUAAGAAACAAAUUAUUAAAGAUCUAGAAAAGAAGGAAUGUGAAAGUAAAGGGAGUAUUCAGAUGGUUUUAUCAUCUGUCAUAGAAAAAGAAACCAUGGUAACUCAAUGUCAGACCAAUUUCAAAAGCAUCAAACAAUAUGCAUCCGAUCUUCAAACAUUUCUUGGAAUGAACGAAAUUGAGGUAAAAGUUUACGAAGAUGAACAAUAUCUGCAGUCAUUGAAAGAAGCAAAGAGUUUGGAGCAGCUUGACCUAGCGUUUAAUGUAGACCCAGUUUUGAAAAUUAUGUUAAACAGUUUAAAGAAUUUUGGCUCAAUUGAAAUGACAAUUAAAACUAACAGCCUCGAGUUCAUUAGAGCGAAAGAUACACAAGCACAGUUACAAGUAGUGAAGACGAAGAAGACAAUUGACGAUGUGAAAUUGAUUUCACAACAGGAGAUAACAAUAAACGGGAGCGAUAUUAGAGGUUGUUGUAUGUCAGAAGAGGGGGAUAUUUUAUACACAGAUAAUCUAAUGGAUAAUGGAUGCCUAACAGUAGUUGCAUCAAAAAAUAAACUCAAAUAUAAAUUGCCACUAGGUCCUAGUUGGGGGUUUGACAUAACACUCAUUGACGGGAAAAGGGUUGCUAUUACAACUGGAGGUUCACAAGUGAAUAUCGGUAUUGAUAUCAUAGAUGUUAAAAAACGAAGCAAAAUAAAGUUCAUCAAACUUCCUGGUCGAGCAUGGGGAAUCACAAGAGGUCACAACUCGCUGUUUGUUUGUGUAGAAGAACGUGGUAUAUACAAAAUUAAUACUUUGGACUAUACUACAUCACGCGUGAUCAGUUGUAGCCUACCGUCAUGUCCCUACGUAGCUGUAUAUAAAGACAAGAUAUAUUACACUAAUUACAUAGAUAACAGUGUAGUUUGUUGUAAUAGUAAUGGAUCACGUGUUUGGGCUUUUAAAGAUGAAUUGGUUUUGAAAGAACCGGAAGGCAUCGCUGUUGAUAAUAAUGGUAACGUGUAUGUUGUUGGAGAAACAUCGUCGAAUGUUGUCCUUAUAUCGAGCGAUGGAAAGCAUCACAAAGAACUUCUGACCGAAGAUGAUGGUCUAUCUUCUCCUUCUGCUAUUUUCCUUGAUGGAGAGAAUAAGAAACUACUUGUCGCAAAUACUUCGCUAAUUGCUUUCGUUUACAAUAUUUUGUGA